This is a messenger RNA of Maudiozyma barnettii, 2853 nucleotides long. It is a transcript of the gene MDR1, whose product is annotated as GTPase-activating protein MDR1. The record is from RefSeq and is a predicted model, not a curated record. Bases 1 to 2853 code for a protein of 950 amino acids. Gene Ontology annotation, molecular function: calcium ion binding. NCBI's taxonomy places the organism in Eukaryota, Fungi, Ascomycota, Saccharomycetes, Saccharomycetales, Saccharomycetaceae. The transcript has a single exon.
AUGUCGUUUUUUAGUUCUAUUCGUCAGAAAGCUCCUUUUUUGGAACGUAUUGCUGAGAGUUUUACCCCUACCAUAAGUAGGGAUGAGAAGUUUCGUCUACAAUAUAAAUUACCAGAUGAGGAGCAUAUCAUAGAUGAUACUAAUACAGAUAUUACAUUUACUACUCCUUAUGGGAUUAGUCAGAAGGAUCAAAAGAGAACCGAUGAACAUGGGAACCAGAUUGCAUAUGUAUUUUCAGGUAAAUUAUUUUUGACUCCUCAUUUUUUGGUGUUUAGGGAUGCAUUCGAUCAGAAUUCAUGUGUCCUAAUAUUAAAUAUAUCUACAAUUAAAAGAGUAGAAAGGUCUCCAUCACUAUCGUAUGCAUUUGCUUUGUUAGUAACUUUGUAUUCGGGAACUCAAAUCCUUAUUCAGUUCAUUGGAUUACGUAACAGAUCAGAACAAUUUUGUGAAAAAUUGAAAGAUAUGUUGAAACAUAAUAUUCCCAAUGCUAAGAGAUUACCUGAAUUCAUAGAGAGCUGUUAUUCAAACUUCUUAAUAGAGAAAAAUAUAUUAAGGAAAAAAGAUAUUAUUGCCCCCAAAGCUGGAUUAGGACAACAUUUCAAAUAUCCAGGUCAACCUGAUAUUUCAAAAGAAAAAGCUAAAUUGAGAUUGUGGUUUGAAUAUUAUAAAGAAAAUGGUGAAAACCUAGCGAUUAUACAGAACCAUACAUUCCAGAAACUAGUUAGAAUUGGUAUCCCUAGUAGAAUGAGAGGUGAAAUUUGGGAAUUAUGCUCAGGCUCCAUGUAUUUAAGAUUUGCUAAUCCUGGUAAGUACAAUAGGCUUUUAGAAGAUAAUAAGGAUAAGACAUCUCAGGCCAUUGACGAGAUCGAGAAAGAUUUAAAGAGAUCUUUGCCUGAAUAUUCUGCUUAUCAAACACCACAGGGUAUCCAGAGAUUAAGAAAUGUCUUGACUGCUUACUCAUGGAAGAAUCCUGAUGUUGGUUAUUGUCAGGCAAUGAAUAUUGUUACUGCUGGGCUUUUAAUUUAUAUGAGUGAGGAACAAGCAUUCUGGUGUUUAUCCAAUCUAUGUGAUAUUUACGCACCAGGUUAUUAUUCUAAGACCAUGUAUGGUACAUUAUUAGAUCAAAGAGUCUUUGAAGCAUUCGUUGAGGAUAAGAUGCCAGUUCUCAAUGACUAUAUUGUAGACCACGAUAUUCAACUUUCUGUCGUUUCUUUACCUUGGUUUUUGUCUCUAUUUUAUACCUCUAUGCCAUUAGAAUAUGCAGUUAGAAUUAUGGACAUAUUUUUCAUGAAUGGUCCAAAGACUCUAUUCCAAGUUGCAUUAGCAGUUUUGAAGGUUAAUGGGGACGAUAUUUUGCAAGCUGAUGACGAUGGUAUGUUUAUCGCAAUUGUUAAGCAUUACUUCCAAACUUUGCAUGAAAGUGCACACCCUGAUUCUCCGGAUAUUAAGUAUAGACAAAUUACAAAAUUUCAAGAAUUGUUAGUGACAGCAUUUAAAGAAUUCAGUGUCAUAAAUGAAGAUAUGAUCAUACACGAAAGAAACAAAUAUAAGAAAACAAUUUUCGAAAAUAUAGAAACAUUUGUGAAAAAGACUCAACUUCGUCGUAUGCCCAAGACGUUUAAUUUAUCCGAUAAAGAGCUAUCAAAUAUUUACGAUGUAUUUUAUCAAAGUAUAGAGACACACAAGAUUAGUUUGGGAACCGGUUCCUCUAAUAUGACAUUUGAUGUCUUUGUUCAAUUCAUGGGCAAAUUUUGUGAUUGGGCUAAGCCUUCACGAAACGAUGAUGAUCCGGUUUAUAAAACCCAAAAACAAACUUUUUUGAAGAAAUUGUUUAAUAACUGGGAUCCUACUAAAUUAGGCGAAUUGACAGUCAAUGAUGUUGUCCUUGGAUUAGAUAGGAUAGUUUCUCCUGAUCUAUUAGAAGCUAUGAAUUACUUUUUCUCCUUAUAUGAUGAGGAUAAUGAUGGACAACUCCAAAAGGAUGAUGUUCUACAAAUGUCAGAAGGUUUGUUAUUAUUAACUACCCCCUGGAAGACAGGUAAAUUUGUGGAUUUACUGACAAAAAAAGCUAUUGAGGAUGAUAUUGCUGAUGAAAUAGUAAGGGAAACUAGUAUAGAUCAACAAGCAUCUGGAAAUAUAGAAUUACCGUCGGGGGUUACCAUUGAUGAGGAGAAAUAUAAGGCACAACAAUCUGAACGUUAUUUAAAGGCUGCAAGUAAUUUCUUACAGAGAUGUUUUGAAUAUGCUGAGCCAUUACAACUAGACAAAGAGGUGGAUCUACUAGAUUUAUCAGAAGAUGAAGAUAGUAAUGAGGUUAAAAAUGCCAAGAAGAAGAAAUUUGCCAGUAUAGUUGCAAAUGCUGCAUUAGAUCCGACGAGACCUACCGUCAUUGAUCUCUCUACUUUUAGAAUGGUAAUAUUAGCUGAUGAGACAUAUGAAUUAUUCUUUUCUACCACAUUAAGAAGUUCGAUACAUUUGGAAGAAGGUGCCGAUGAAUCUGGUAAUAAUCAAGUGUUAAAGAGUAUGUUUGACGGUAUUAUUGCUGAUGGACGAAGAGUAGCUGAACGAGUUCGUCGUCGUGUGGAUUCGGUAGCAACUAAUAAGUCAAGAACAGAUUCUAUUGGCACAAAUAAUGUAGCAGAAUCAAUCCAUACUAAUGAAACUAAUAACAAAAUGGUAGAUUUAGAUGAUUUCACAACAGACCACCUUGAGGAGCAUGAAGAAUUAUUGCAAAAUUCUUGGCUAGAUAUGGAUGAUACUACUGAUCAAAGUGCUAGACAAGAGAGGAAGAUUGAACCUAUGUCGCCCUCUAUAUCUGAAAAAGAACAAGAUCUCAUAGAAUUUGAAGCUUAA